Molecule: messenger RNA, 783 nt
Organism: Pelagomonas calceolata
Lineage: Eukaryota; Pelagophyceae; Pelagomonadales; Pelagomonadaceae
Source: the annotation of a GenBank genome assembly
AAUCCCGCAGGGCUCUCCUCGAAGCAUUCGGGCCCUCCGGCGGCCGCCCCCGCGCGGAGAGGAGUCCUAGCACGUAUCGCGCGGGUUAGCCGUCGAUUUUGGCUGCCGGCCUCGGCCCACAAAUCGACCUCAGACUGCCGCAUUUGUGCCUCUGCGCUGUAGGCGUGCACAACAGCAGUCGCUACGCACCCAUUCGCUUGCCCAGCAACGCUCCCGGCAACGCUAAGCCGCGUCCAGCUCCUCACUCAGGCAGCCCAGACAAAAAAAUAGCACAGCAAACCACCGCGCGCACGGAAUAGUCCACGACUCGCAGCGUACGACGCACGCCAGCCGCCGCAGCAAUCCAACAAACAAACAAAUGGCCGCCAACCUCAACGCGCAGCUCGAGCAGGAGGCCGGCGAGGAGCUCCAGGCGUAUAAGACCUUGCAAGGCCACGUCGAGCAAUUACUCCAAUCGAGGGGAAGGUUCAUCCAGCAACGCGUGGAGAAUGAGGCCGUACGAGACGAACUAGCCCUGGACGAGGGCGCGAGCGUGUACAAGACCGUCGGUCCCGUUUUAUUUAAGCAAGACUACGACGAGGUCAAGGAGAACGUCGCCAAGCGCCUCGAGUUCAUCGCCAAGGAGGUCCAGAAGGUCGACGACCAGGUCAAGGCGAAGCAGGAGGAGCAGCAAAAAAUCGGCGAGUUGAUCAUGAAGAAACAGACGGAGCUGCGGGCGAAGGCCGCGGAAGAGGCGAAGAAGGUGUACGAGGAGCAGAUGGCUAAGCAGGCCUAGUUUUUUGA